AUGGACGGCGACAAUUGGACUAAGCCAUUGUUUCUCGAAUGGGUCAAGGAGUGGUGGGAUAUCGAACGCGAACGCAAUUCCAAAGGCGCCCCUACCUACAAAAAGGCAUACAAUUCACUCAAGGUGUGUCCUUUAACUUUCCGGCACCCCGCCGAACUCGACGCACUCCACGGGUUUGGCCCCAAGAUCUGUCAAAGACUUACCGACAAAUUUAAACGACACUGCGAAGACAAUGGCCUCCCCAUGCCCCCACAUCCCAAGGGGAAGCGAAAAAGGGAGAUGGAAUCAGCCCUCGUGGAAGCAGCUGUCGCGCAAAACGAACAGCCAUCACCUCCCAAAAGAGCCAAGAAGGCCAGGCCUUAUGUUCCAAAGCUGAACAGUGGCGCAUAUGCGCUGCUCAUGGCGCUCUCAGAUCCUGGACCAUCGGGGUACAUGGACAAGACCGCGCUAAUCGUCAAAGCCCAACCUUAUUCGGACACUUCCUUCACUGUUCCUUCCAUGGCCAACAAAUCAUACACGGCUUGGGAUUCCAUGAAGACUCUUGACGACAAGGAACUUGUCCAUAUACGUGGUCGACCUACCAAAAGGUACUCGUUGACGGAUGAAGGCUGGGAAGUGGUCAAGCGGAUGAAGGAAGCACGGAACCUUGUGGAUGGAGUAGGUGAGAAAACAGCUACGUCGUCUCGGACCGCCACCGCCAGUGGCAGUGGUACUUCGAAUGUCAACCGCAACGAUGAGAAUUUCAACCCGAAUCGGCCAGAAAGCGGAGUGAAGAGGGAAAGUCGAUAUACGCCUCUUGACACAAAACGGUUCGGCUCGGCUACAAUAAGCCCAGAAAAACCACCACAGGCGAGACCUCGCACGGUAACGACAGAAAUCAUCUCCCUCGAUAGUGACGAAGAAGACCUCAGGUACAUCGACCUAGUAGCAGACGGCGACACCAUCCCCUCUGACGAGUCCAGCCUCCCACACUUCACGCCCAUCCGCCUAGCGCCCGGCUCCUUCACAGUCGAACUAGUCCUCGACACGCGCGAAGUGCAAGCCAAGAACAACCGGGACUACAUCCAAGACGAGCUCUCCAAGCUGGGCAUCCGGCCCAUCAUGCGCAGUCUCGAGCUCGGCGACGUGUUGUGGGUAGCCAAGUGCAAGCAGCUGGGCUGGCUUAACAGGCUAGGCGCCGAAGGCGACGAGGUAGUGCUCGAUUACAUUGUGGAGCGCAAGCGUCUUGACGAUCUCACCGGGAGCAUCAAGGACGGGCGGUUCCGCGAGCAAAAGUACCGGCUCAAGCGGUCCGGGAUGAAAAACGUCAUCUACGUCGUCGAGAACUUUUCUCUCGACCAGGAGGUGCGAAACAAGUACCAGGAGGCCAUGGACACGGCCAUGGCGUCGGUGCAGGUCGUCAACGGAUACUUUUUGAAGAAAACCGACACCAUUGCCGAGUCCAUCAAGUACCUGGCGAGCGUGACGUACAUGCUCAAGGAGAUUUAUGAGGCAAAACCGCUGUUUGUUAUACCGACCAACGUCCUGACGGCAAAGAAUUACCUCCCGCUGAUCAAGCAUUUGCGGGAGAAGGAGCCGUCGAAAGGUCACUAUAUCAGCUACCCGGCGUUUGCGAGCUUGGUGUCCAAGUCGGAGAUGAUGACGCUGGGCGACGUGUUUCUCAAGAUGCUGAUGUGUAUCAGGCGGCUGUCGGGGGAGAAGGCGAUUGAGAUCCGCAAGGUGUGGAAGACGCCGUAUGAGCUGGUCAGGGCGUUUGAGGCGUGCGGGACGGACGAGAACGGUAAGAGGAAGCAGAAGGCGCUGGUGAUGAGUAUGCUUUCGCAUGUUGUUGGUCGGGGGAGUGUUGAUAAUGGGUUGAGUGAGAAGAUUGCGGAGGUUUGGGGGUUUUUGUGA
This is a messenger RNA of Sordaria macrospora k-hell, 1893 nucleotides long. NCBI's taxonomy places the organism in Eukaryota, Fungi, Ascomycota, Sordariomycetes, Sordariales, Sordariaceae. The record is from RefSeq and is a predicted model, not a curated record.